Lycium ferocissimum is the source of this 712-nucleotide messenger RNA. RefSeq lists its product as uncharacterized. The transcript is spliced from 3 exons. Lineage: Eukaryota; Viridiplantae; Streptophyta; Magnoliopsida; Solanales; Solanaceae. The record is from RefSeq and is a predicted model, not a curated record. The coding region runs from base 222 to 542 and encodes 106 amino acids.
CAUGGGUGGGACCGUCAUACCCCUCGGUGGGGUGUGACACUUUUCUUCCGCCCAUUUAAAAACAUCUAUAUUGCAUUGUAGGUUGCUCAAGCGUUUGGAGUACUGACACUUCUAAAAACAAGUUUCUUUAUCAAUGGAUCCUGGACAGAGAAAAAAAAAAUCCUCGCACAACAGCUGAGACUUGUGAUAAGAAUGUCAGACGCCGUGAAAUAUAUCGCGAUAUGCCUGUAGCUGAAAAGAAUGCACUUUUGCUACAUCAGCGCUUGCAAAGAAGAGAGGCAACAACUAGGCGACUUCUUCCAAAUACAAAUUCAGUUAAUCCUGUUGAACCUACAUGUGUUAGUCAGGAUAAUGCUGAUGCUGGAUGCUCUUCUUCUAUUUCAAAAACUGUCACUGCAUGCGACGAUUUUACGGCGCCAAAUGUGCUUCAAAAGGGAAAAACUGUAGCCUACCCUUUCCGUGUUUUUGAAAAAGGUUCAACAUCGGGUGCCUCAAAUCAGUCACAUGCUCCAAGCUUUGAAAGGCUUUCAACUGCCGGUUAGUACAAACAUAAAACUUCGCCUAACUUGUUCCUUGUUUCUUUCUUUUUCCGUUUCUUAAAGUUGUUUGAUAUAUGCAGGUCAAGUAAAGAAUAAGAGAAAUAUGACUAAUAUUACUCAAUUACACUCUGAUUAUGUUUCGUUAAAAAAUGUAAACCCAUCAAUAUAGAUAC